Didymodactylos carnosus is the source of this 1352-nucleotide messenger RNA. NCBI's taxonomy places the organism in Eukaryota, Metazoa, Rotifera, Eurotatoria, Philodinida, Philodinidae. The record is from the annotation of a GenBank genome assembly.
UUGCUAAAAUAAUGGAUAAUUCUGAAAGUAGAAUCACAUAACGAAAUUCGGACUUUUUAGAUUUUAACACUAAAGAAUGAAAAAACUUUUCUGCGGUUUUUCGGCUUGACGCAUUUGCUCACAGUCCUACUGUACUGCUCGAAUCAUUCUCUGUCGAACGAUGUAGAAUACAUCUAUUUCAACCCUUUUUCUAGCAAAAUCCUGCCAAAAAUUCUCUAUGGCAAAAACUGAAAAUUGUCUCGCUCCUAACUCAGCCAGUAUGAGUCUGGCAGUUGGGAAAUUUUUAUAGGAUACUCGGCAAAGACAGGGGAACAAAACAUAUCAUUUUUUAUGAACACUUUCAUUUUUUUUAUGUCGAUUGUACCAGAAAGUUACGUUUCUCUCAUAUCUACGUUAAUAUUUCAAAGAACUAAUAAUAUCUCUUUUUUUAGCAAUCUCAGCAACAAUUUUCAUGUCCAAAUUUGAAUUCUGCUUCAUCUCAGCAGUCUCUAACUGUAUCUACAUCGAAUACAACGCUAUCUCCCGUUGUUAAAUCACCUAAAUCAUUAUCAAUAAUGAAUAUACCAGCUGAAGAAAUACCAUCGAAAAAAUUAAAUGGCUGUUCUUCAUAUUCAACAACAUCCGUAACAUCAACUGUUCAAUCGACAUCCUCUCCGUUGAAAAUUAUCAUUAAAACAUCACCAACAAAAGCACCAUCAUUAUCAAAUGGAAAUGGGCAUGCUAAAUUAAAUGGACUAAAAUCAAUAUCUCAGCAUUAUUGUAAUAAUGACGGUGAUUCAUCUUCACCAUCACCAGAUCAUUUAUCAAUUGAGAAAAAAAUCGAUGGUAUCAAAGAGAAACAACCACUAAUUCCAGAAGAAACAUCAGUCGAAAAUAGAGUUACCGCUCAAUCCGCAUUAAUAGUACAUGAUGCUGAUCAAAAAAUAGUAGAGAAUGACAUAUCACAAUCGAUGGAUGAACAAGAAAUUUUGGGUGGUAAAAGAAAAAGAAAUCAUGAAAAAAAACGAAAGAAACAUAAACACAAUAAAAAAUUUAAACAUCGUAGCCGUUCACCAGUAGAACAAAUUGGUGAACCUAACAGUGAUCUAAAAGAUGAUGAUUGUUCUCUUCAUUACCAUCACCAGUAUCGAUCCCGUCGUCUAUCUUUAUCGUCAAAUCGUUCAUUGUCACCUGUAUCGCGCGAAAAACGACAAAGAAAAAAGAAAAGAAAAGAACAUCGACGUUUGAAAAAACUUCAAAAUAAUGGACAUAAACGAUUUUUAUCGUCUUCUCGUUCUCGUUCUCCUACGCAAACUUCUUAUCUGCCCGUACGGACUACAGGAAUGAAAAAUAAAACUUUUAGUACUUUGUGA